Messenger RNA from Xenopus tropicalis (tropical clawed frog), 2345 nucleotides. RefSeq names its product NAD synthetase 1 (gene nadsyn1). The coding region runs from base 85 to 2208 and encodes 707 amino acids. Lineage: Eukaryota; Metazoa; Chordata; Amphibia; Anura; Pipidae. Gene Ontology annotation, biological process: NAD+ biosynthetic process; 'de novo' NAD+ biosynthetic process from L-tryptophan. The record is from RefSeq and is marked provisional. The transcript is spliced from 21 exons. Gene Ontology annotation, cellular component: cytosol; cytoplasm. Gene Ontology annotation, molecular function: ATP binding; NAD+ synthase (glutamine-hydrolyzing) activity; hydrolase activity.
GGAAACAGCUCCCCUGCACAAUCCCCUGUGCAGCCCUUAUAGCGGGGAAGGUUUGCUCUUUGCCCCCUGUCCCUUACUGACACCAUGGGCAGGAAGGUGACUGUGGCCACCUGUGCAUUAAACCAGUGGGCUCUGGAUUUUGAAGGCAAUUUAAAUCGGAUCUUGCGAAGCAUCAGUAUCGCUAAGGAGAAAAAAGCCCGUUACAGACUCGGCCCAGAACUUGAAAUCUGUGGUUAUGGCUGCUCCGAUCACUUCUAUGAGUCCGACACCAUAUUUCAUUCAUUCCAAGUUCUGGCCAAGCUGCUGGAAUCUCCGGAAACAACGGAUAUUAUCUGUGACGUGGGCAUGCCUGUGAUGCACAAAAAUGUCCGCUAUAACUGUCGGGUAAUAUUCCUGAACAGGAAAAUACUUCUUAUACGGCCAAAAAUGGUCAUGGCCAAUGAAGGGAACUACCGGGAACUGCGCUGGUUCACACCGUGGAGCAGAAUACGAGAGGUGGAAGACUUUUUCCUGCCAAGAACAAUUCAAUGCAUAACUGGCCAGAUCACUGUACCGUUUGGUGAUGCUGUUAUAGCAACAAAGGACACAUGCGUGGGCACUGAAAUCUGUGAAGAAUUGUGGGCACCUAAUAGCCCACACAUCGACAUGGGGCUGGACGGAGUGGAGAUAAUUACAAAUGGCUCUGCCAGUCACCAUGAACUGAGGAAAGCCUACUUAAGGGUAGAUCUAAUCAAGUCUACGACAGCAAAGAAUGGGGGAAUUUAUCUUCUUUCCAACAUGAAAGGAUGUGACAGCGACAGACUGUACUUCGAUGGCUGUGCCAUGGUGUCCCUCAAUGGCGAUAUCGUGGCUCAGGGAUCCCAGUUUUCACUUACUGAUGUGGAAGUUCUAACGGCAACGCUGGAUUUGGAAGACGUCCGGAGCUAUAGGGCUCAGAUUUCGUCUCGGUGCAUUUCGGCAAGCCGAGUGAGACCGUUCCACAGGGUGCACGUGGAUUUCUCCCUGUCAUCAUUUGAUGAUUUAGACUUGCCCACCAAUGACCUAAUUCAAUGGAAAUACCACACCCCAGAGGAGGAAAUAAGCCUAGGUCCAGCAUGCUGGCUUUGGGACUAUUUACGACGCAGCAAGCAGUCUGGAUUUCUCCUUCCCCUCAGCGGUGGGGUUGAUAGUUCAGCAGUGGCAUGUAUUGUGUAUUCCAUGUGUACCCUGGUGUGUGAGGCAGUGGCCACAGGCAAUGGUGACGUCUUGACAGAAGUUCAGGGCAUAGUUCAGGAUGACACUUACCUGCCCACAAGCCCCCAGGACUUGUGCAAACGUAUAUUAACCACUUGCUACAUGGCCAGUGAGAAUUCCUCCCAAGACACACACGACAGAGCCAAGCAUCUGGCAGAACAAAUAGGCAGCUAUCAUUUGACACCUAAAAUAGAUGGGGCAGUGAAAGCGAUCAUGAACAUAUUUCAGGUGGUGACUGGAAAAGUUCCAAAGUUCCGUGCCCAUGGAGGAAGCGGAAGAGAGAAUUUAGCACUACAGAAUGUGCAGGCUCGGAUCCGCAUGGUAAUUGCCUACUUGUUUGCACAGCUAAGCCUCUGGGCUCGGGGCUUGGAAGGUGGGCUGCUGGUGCUUGGAUCUGCCAAUGUGGAUGAAAGUCUCCGUGGCUAUCUGACCAAGUAUGACUGCUCCAGUGCCGACCUCAAUCCGAUUGGUGGAAUCAGUAAGACUGACCUGAGAGGUUUCAUCCAGUAUUCUAUCGACAGAUUCCAGCUACAUGCUCUGAAAGGAAUAAUGUCCGCUCCCCCUACGGCAGAACUGGAGCCCCUCACUGAUGGAAAAGUGUCUCAGACCGACGAGGAUGACAUGGGAAUGACUUAUGCCGAGCUCUCUGUUUAUGGGAAACUGAGGAAAGUUCUGAAAGCCGGACCCUACAGCAUGUUCUGCAAACUGCUGCUUAUGUGGAAAAACAUAUGCACCCCAAAACAGGUGGCAGACAAAGUCAAGCAUUUCUUCAGGACGUAUUCUAUCAAUAGGCACAAAAUGACCACCCUCACUCCCGCUUACCACGCCGAGAGCUAUAGCCCAGAUGAUAACCGAUUUGAUUUGCGGCCCUUUCUGUACAACACGGCUUGGAACUGGCAGUUUCGUUGCAUUGAUAAUGAGGUGUCCCAUUUGGAAAGGAACAGAGACGCUAAUAUAUCUGAAGAGAUCGACUGAGUUCAGAUCCGCAGUGGAAUUUGCAUUUUCUGCAGAAAUCACUACAUCUAAAUAUACCAUUAAUAGAAGCAAUUGUAUGAAAUGACAAUAAAAUUAUCUUUCUUAUUUACGAGCUGCUAAAUUAAAAAAAAAAAAAA